AUGGUGCCCUAUAUUCGAGGGAAGUCUGAACAGAAUCAUAUGAUGUCCUACAAGUUGUGGAAACAUAUUGCUUGUUACAAGUUGGGAAUUCCUGAGGAAUUAGCUUGGGCAUAUUUUGAAAGCUUCACUGUCCUGAAUGCCCUCAAAGAGAGAGUGGAUCUUUCAACAUUUCAUACACCUCAUGAUAUGUCUGUCAUUGAGCAUGUUGCUGUCAAUGCAUGGCAAUUUGUUGUCUACCUCUAUCAGCAGAGCUUCUUCACAGAGGUGAAGAACUUGUCUGUGGUGAACUUGGCUGUUGAAGUGUGGCCCAUGUCUCCCAAUUCAAGUACAUGCCUCACAAGCCUCAGGCCAUCAAAAUCUGACCACGGACAUCAAAUUGCUGAAGAAUCAUACCAACAAUAUGUUCUCGACCAUCUAGACACCUUGCUUCAGUUGUUGUGUUUGAAGAAUCCCACUGAUUCUCUUGGACCAGUAUCGCAAGUGCCACUUAAUGUUAUCCUUGCAUUGGAUUGGAUCCUUGGAUCACAAGAUGAGGAUAGGAUCAUGGUUCCUCUCCAUGAUCUACUAUCUCAAACUCAUCGGGCUUGUGAGACUGGCUACAUUGCUUCUGCACAGGUCUUCAAUUAUAACAAGCUUGUGCAAUAUGUGUGUCAGCAUCUCAGGCAGAAUCCAUAUGGAGUUAUUCAAUCCAUCCUGAUAGAGAAAUGUCAUAGCACAACAUUGGUGCUUGGGCCCAUUGCAACCUUCCUGAAGGUGGAACUACUUCAACAAGAAUCACUUGCCAAACAUUGGGAUGACAAGACAUUGGCUGCUGCUGGCCUGGACGAACAGCAGCGAAAAGUCAUGAGAAUGUCUUUUCGUCGAGUGGUUGUGACAGGAUUGGGCUUAGUAACACCUCUAGGAAGUGGAACAUGGCAUGUGUGGGAGAAUCUUGUUGCAUCAAAAUGUGGGAUACGCCAGCUUCUAUCACCAGAGUACCAAUCCAUUCCAUGCAGGAUAGCUGGUGUAGUCCCUGUAGGGGAGGGCAAAGGGAUGCUGAACAUUAAUGAGGCUUUUUCUUCUGCUGAGCAACGUUCCAUGUCACGCAGUUCCUUAUUUGCUGUCAGUGCAGCCAAGGAAGCCCUCUGCAUGGCCCAGUGGCAUCCAAGUGGUGGAAAGGAUGCCUUAAGCACUGGAGUUUCCAUUGGCGUUGGCAUGGUGGAUCUGUCAACAAUUGUGGAAGCUGGACUCAUGCUGCAACAAUUUGGUUACAAGAAGAUUAGUCCUUAUUUUGUUCCUGUCAUAUUACCCAACAUGGCUUCAGGGAAUGUUAGUCUUAAGUUUGGACUGAGAGGUCCAAAUCACAGUGCUUCCACAGCAUGUGCUGCUGGUGCUCAUGGAAUUGGUGAUGCUGCUCGCAUGAUAAUGCAUGGAGAUGCUGAUGUGAUGGUGUGUGGUGGUUCUGAGGCUUCUGUUAAUUCACUGGCCUUGGCUGGGUUUUGUCGGGCCAAGGCAUUGUGCACUGACUUCAAUGACAAGCCAGAAAAGGCAUCAAUGCCUUUUGAUGUCAAGCGUUGUGGCUUUGUCAUGGGUGAGGGUGCUGGAGUUUUAAUUCUUGAAGAACUGAACCAUGCAUUAGCUAGGAAGGCCAACAUUUAUGCAGAAAUGAAAGGCUAUGGGUUGUCAGGUGAUGCUGUUCACAUUACAGCACCUCGAUCUGAUGGGACUGGAGUUAUGAUGUGUAUGGAUGCUGCUAUUAGAGAUGCUGGAAUCAAGAAGGAAGACAUUAUGUACAUCAAUGCUCAUGCUACUUCUACCUUGUUGGGAGAUGAUGCUGAAUGUCGAGCAAUCAAGGCAUACUUUGGGCCCCAUGCCCAAAAACUGGCUAUUUCUUCAUCGAAGGGAGCCAUUGGGCAUCUCUUAGGUGCUGCUGGAGCUGUUGAAGCUGUGUUUACUGUCUUAACUUGCUAUACCAAAGUUGUUCCUCCAACAUUGAACCUUGAAGAUGCAUCUGAUCAUAAAGACUUGAAUCUUGUGCCAAAUAUGCCUCAAAAGCUGGAACCUGUGAAUGGUUCUAGAUUCUUUGCCUUGUCUAAUUCAUUUGGUUUUGGAGCCCUUUUCCCUAUUGGUCUUUGCUGCUACAAGCAGUGUUGCUUCAAAAUGACUGAAGAGCUCCAUAGUAUUGAAUCUGCUUUGGAGGAUAAUCUCCCAUCUGAUGUUUGGCUCCAAGUGAAGAGGAUUCUUUAUGGAAAGGACAUUCCGGUUCUAUCUUUUCCACUGGAGGCAUUGGAGUUAGCAAAGGAUUCUGACUUUGAGCUGAAGGGAUAUGGAUUUUCCGCCCUGCCAGAAGACACUCGUCCCCCAAGGAUUGUGCGUGUUGGUCUCUUUCAAAACCAAAUUGUUCUCCCGACAACCAUGCCAGUCAGUACACAAAGGGAUGCCAUACAUAGACGUGUUGAAGCUGGUGUGAAAUUGGCACAUCUUUGUGGAGUCAACAUCAUGUGCUUUCAGGAAGCUUGGACAAUGCCAUUUGCAUUCUGUACCAGAGAGAAGCAUCCUUGGUGUCAGUUUGGAGAAGCUGCUGAGGAUGGGCCCACAACUCAUUUCUGCCAGAAGCUAGCGGAGAUGUACAAUAUGGUGAUAGUGAGUCCUAUUCUAGAACGAGAUGAAACACAUGGAGAUGUCCUCUGGAAUACUGCAGUUAUCAUCUCCAACACUGGCAAAGUCCUGGGGAAGACUAGAAAGAAUCACAUUCCAAGAGUGGGAGACUUCAAUGAAGCCACUUACUACAUGGAAAGCACCCUUGGGCAUCCUGUUUUUCAGACUCAAUGGGGGAAAAUAGCAGUCAACAUAUGCUAUGGUCGACAUCAUCCUCAAAACUGGAUGGUUUAUGGCCUGAAUGGAGCUGAGAUAGUCUUCAAUCCAUCUGCUACUACAGGAGCACUGAGUGAACCCUUGUGGGGUAUAGAGGCAAGAAAUGCUGCCAUAGCCAACAGUUAUUUCACUUGUGCAAUAAAUCGAGUUGGGAAGGAGCAUUUUCCCAAUGAAUUCACUUCUGGAGAUGGUCAGUCAAGCCAUAAGGAUUUUGGUCAUUUUUAUGGCUCCAGCUACGUUGCUGCUCCAGAUGGAAGUCGGACUCCAGGCCUGAGCAGAACACAAGAUGGUCUCUUGGUCGUGGAGAUGGACCUGAAUUUGUGUCGCCAGGUGAAGGAUCACUGGGGCUUCAGGGUGAGUACAAAUGUCCAGCUGGGAACAGUAAGGAAAAGUUCUCAUGGUCUUCCACCCGCAUCUGGGUUGGACAAGAAAAUACUCUCUUCUAUGGGAGAACUGAAAUGGCAUUGUCUCUUCCAGAUGACACAGAGGCUGGAUGUGUAUGCUAAGGCAUUUGAAGCUGCAUCUCGUCCAGACUUUCAGCCGCAAGUCAUCGGAGAAUGA
Molecule: messenger RNA, 3414 nt
Organism: Darwinula stevensoni
Lineage: Eukaryota; Metazoa; Arthropoda; Ostracoda; Podocopida; Darwinulidae
Source: the annotation of a GenBank genome assembly